AUGGCUUUCGCUGGCGUCUCUGUCAUCGACGACGGCAAGCUGUGCGCCUCCACCGCGUCGCCUGUCGACGCCGGCUACGACGACAGCGGCUACCACUUGCUCGUGGUCCAGGGCUACACUCGUACCACCAAAGACACGCCAACGGGCGAGUAUGUUGAGUCUCGUCCUUUCAAAGUUGGAGGCGUUCGCUUCCUUCUCCGCUGUUACCCUAAUGGACGGAAUGAGGACGCCAAAGAAUUUAUAUCCGUUACGCUUGACUUUGGCGAACAAGACCCGGGAGUAGUACAUCUUUUUCCCGUUUCAGUUCGGUGUGCAAAAAGCUUAAUUGACCAGACAGCCCAGCAAGUGUCAUCAGAAAUCAAACGAGGAGAUGAAACCUACAUAUCUACAGAAUGUCUCUACGAGGAUGUCGUUAGAAGGGAUGUCUUGGAAAGGUCUAGGCAUCUAAAAAAUGACAGCUUCACUAUCCGCCAUUUCAGCAACCUCCUCCUGACCAAGAAGGGCAGUGACAUUACCUUUGAGGUUGGCGGCAAGAUGAUUGCGGCGCACCGAUGCGUACUUGGGGCCCGAUCUUCUGUCUUCAUGGAACAGUUCUUUGGGGCCGGCGUCAUGAAUGAGGGCGCUACUGCAACAAGUGUUGUGAAGAUAGAUGGCAUCAAAGAAACCGUGUUCAGGGGCUUGCUUACUUAUGUCUACACAGAUGCAUUGCCCUACAUCCGCUCGGACAAGAUGGAGGAAGAUGAAGGAGAAAAGCAAGAAAGAAACGGCAAGGGGCAGGUUGAAGCAGGAGAAGAAGAAGGAGAAACAGAUGAAGAGGAAACAGAUGAAGAGGAAAGAGAAGAGAACAGAUGAGGAGGAAAGAGUAAAGGAUGUGAUGUGGUUUCUGCACAUGCUUGAAGCUGCGGAUAGAUAUGAUCUCCAAGGUCUGAAAAUGAGCUAUGAAGAGGCGUUGGCCCGUUCUCUAUGCGUGAGCAUGGUGGCGGACAUUAUUGUUGGAGCUGAGCAGAGACGGUGCCAGUGGUUGAAGGAGGUGUGCCUCCAGUUCAUCAACUCUCAUACAAGUUUGCCUUCUGUUUUCACGCCUGAGGUAUUGGCAAUGGUGAUCAGAACCUCAAGCCUCUCCGGUCUCAAGGAGCUCAUGUCAAAGUUUGCUUCCUAGGUAUCUCAAGAAUCAUGUUGUCCUAUAUAUGCAUCUCCUUUCUGAAACGUUAAUAUGUCAUCGAUCAAUUCGUACUAUGUAUCCGACCUGGAUAUGAGAGGGUCCUAGCUAGUAGUGUGUCCAUUUCCUAUUAGCUACUGGAGUAUUCUUCUAUUUAUGUACUGGAUGCUGAGAACUUGAUGCAGUUAUCUAAUGUAAGCAAUCUAUUUCUAUUUUUUGUGCAGUAGCUUGCUAUUUUUCUGUUGUUCAUGGAUCUGUGUUGAUAUGUUGAGCAAAAGAAAAGGUU
Messenger RNA from Brachypodium distachyon (stiff brome), 1445 nucleotides. Its product is annotated as BTB/POZ and MATH domain-containing protein 6. Gene Ontology annotation, biological process: protein ubiquitination. Gene Ontology annotation, molecular function: protein binding. The record is from RefSeq and is a predicted model, not a curated record. Lineage: Eukaryota; Viridiplantae; Streptophyta; Magnoliopsida; Poales; Poaceae.